Platichthys flesus (European flounder) is the source of this 5730-nucleotide messenger RNA. RefSeq lists its product as uncharacterized. NCBI's taxonomy places the organism in Eukaryota, Metazoa, Chordata, Actinopteri, Pleuronectiformes, Pleuronectidae. Gene Ontology annotation, biological process: proteolysis. The coding region runs from base 16 to 5616 and encodes 1866 amino acids. Gene Ontology annotation, molecular function: serine-type endopeptidase activity; calcium ion binding. The record is from RefSeq and is a predicted model, not a curated record. The transcript is spliced from 31 exons.
UUUGACGGGAUCACAAUGUUAAGAUUGAGUCUCCUGCUUCUUCUCCUCUCCCACCCGGCCCGCUGCAUGUUACUGGGAUGGGUGGAGUCUCCAGGGUAUCCCAUUGGAUACCAGCCCCACGCCAGUAUGAACUGGAGCAGGUGUGCCAGCGAAGGUUACACCCUCUCCAUCAGGAUCGUCCACCUGGACCUGGAGGACAGCCAGGACUGUGAAAACGAUGCCCUGAAGAUCUUUGCAAAUGGAAACCUGAUUUCUGUUCUGUGUGGCCAAAGGGACUUUAAGGAGCUCCAAUCCGUGGUAAAUCCCUCGCUCGUCUCCUACCCGGGCGGCUGUCUCACUCUCUCUUUCCACUCGGACUACUCAAACAUCAAGAGGCACAGAGGCUUCAAAGGCUUUUACAGUGUGCAAGACUUUGACGAAUGUGAGGAAGACUCAGAACUUGAAUGCAGCCAGUACUGCCACAACAUCAUCGGAGGGUACAGGUGCUCCUGUCGCCAUGGUUACCACCUGGGCACGGACAACCACACUUGCACUGUGAGUUGUGGCAAGGAUCUGUCAGGGUUGACCAAAGGGGACAUAUCCAGUCCCUCCUGGCCGGGCGUGUAUGCGGAGAACGCCGACUGUCGGUACACCCUGUCUGUGGAGGCCCACCUGCAGCUGGAGCUGCACUUCUCUGGGGUGUUUGAUGUGGAGCAGAGCCCUGAUGGUCAAUGCAUAGACGCACUGAGGAUUGAGACUCCCUCUGGGAUUAUGGGUCCGUUCUGCGGGCACACGCCUCCCCCGUCUCCCCUCCUUACUCACUCACAUCGUGUUAACAUCAGCUUCACCUCCGACGGCUUCGGCAUCAACAAAGGCUUCACCUUGCACUUCAAGACCAGAGGAAAGGUCUGUCAACCAGGGGCCACCUCCCACUCCACUGUGACUCCUCAUCAACCAGAGUAUCAACCGGGUCAGACAGUGACAGUAGCCUGUGAACUUGGCUAUAUUGUGAAUACUCGAGGCCUCCUGACGCUGUCAUCGCAGUAUGAGACCACGUGCCAGAGUACAGGCACCUGGUUCCCUAGUUACCCCUGUGAACCUGUGAAUUGCGGUCAUCCUGACUUCCCAGAAGAUGGCAUCCUUCAGUUGACGGACUCAGAACACUCACACACUCGGUAUAAAGGCCAGAUCCAGCUGAGGUGCAGUUCAAAGUACUACACACUGGAAGGACACGACAAAUUCACUUGCAAUGCCGGUGGUAAAUGGGAAUCAAGCAGUGGAACGUCACAGAUGCCGAAAUGCACUCCAGUGUGUGGGUUGCAUGAAAGAGCCCAUGUGAGUGCAGGCAGGAUUUUGGGAGGUCGCACUGCAAACCUGGGCCAAAUACCUUGGCAACUUCUCAUUAAAGAAACAUCUAGAGGAGGAGCAACACUGAUCAAUGACCGAUGGGCGGUCACAGCGGCUCAUGUCGUGGAGACGUUGCAGGAUACCUCUUUGAGACUGUAUGGUGGAUUGGUAGAUGGAAGGAAAACGUCAGAUGCAUCGUCUGGUGUGGUGGUCAUGGAUAGCGAGAGGAUCAUCAUUCAUCCUAGCUACACCAGAGUUGUUUCUCCUGAUCAACGCAGUAAUUAUGACAAUGAUAUUGCUCUGAUCAGAUUUACCUCCAGGGUGAAUUUUGGCCCAAACCUCCUUCCCAUAUGUCUGCCGGAAGUGAACAGGGGCUUGCAGGAAAAUGAGCAAGGCACAGUUUCAGGCUGGGGGUUGACAGAAAGGAGGGGAAGCCUUGUGACGGCUCGUAUGCUGCAAUACGCUGAAAUCGGUGUCUACUCCCUCAGCCGGUGUCAGGAUACACCUCGCAUGCAAGAUGGCAGUCCCAUGAUUUUCACUGGGAACAUGUUCUGUGCUGGAGCAUCAGGGAAGGACAGCUGCCAGAAAGACAGCGGGAGUCCGUUUGUAAUACCAACGUUGUCUGCAGGAGCAGGGCCGUAUCAUCUGGCUGGUAUCGUGUCCUGGGGUCCCCCCUGUGAGGACAAGCAAUUCAAGGGUUAUUAUACCAAAGUAAAGAACUAUGUCGACUGGAUCAGGAAGACAAUAGAUGACGUGGAGAAUUCUAAGAAAGGGUGCUUUCUGUUUGUAUCGGCGUGUGGGUGCUGGCCACUGCCCGACCCUGAGCCCCUGAUGCACGGUGAGCUCCAGUCUCCCCAGUAUCCGCAGCCCUACCCUCCCAACCUGCAGGAGCAGUGGGACCUCAUUGUGCCCGAAGGCUACCGGAUCCGAAUUACCUUCACACACAUGGACAUUGAAGCUUCUCCAGGCUGCUACUACGACUCCCUCACAGUUCUCUAUGAUGGGAAAGUGAUGGGAAAGUUUUGUGGCUCUGAGAACUCAGCUGAUGGGCACCAUCCCGGCAACCAACCCAUCUUGUCUCCAGGCAACAGACUCACCGUCAUCUUCCAGACAGAUAACAACAACCCAGAGCGCCACCAGAACGUGGGCUUCUCUGCUCAUUACCAGGCGUUAGACAUAGACGAGUGUUCUGCCCCUGGAGAUGCCUCAGGUCCAUUCUGCUCUCAGAUCUGCCUAAACACACUCGGGUCUUACAUCUGCUCCUGUCACCAUGGCUACGAACUUCGCUCAGACCAGCGCAGUUGCGUGUUGUCCUGUGCUGGUGGUAUUUUUGAUGAGCCAGAGGGAUCUCUUCACAGUCCAGGAUAUCCCAACUCCCCACCUCACGCCGUGUCCUGUCAGUACAUCAUUUCUGUCGAACUUGGCUUCACUGUGUCGCUCAACUUCUCUGACAACUUCCACAUCGAGAGUGUUGACACGCAGCAAGGCCUGAGCUGUCUCAAUCACUGGUUGCAGGUGACCAUUCCAAACAGAGAUCCCAUAAAGCUGUGUGGUGCAAAGAGUCCAGGUCCUAUGGUCACAAACUCCAACACUGUCCAGCUGGACUACCACACUGACGACGAAGGCCUGAGCAAUGGCUGGAGCCUGGACUACACCACACACAGGGUGCAGUGUCCAUUUCCUGGUAACGUGGCCGAAGGCAGAGUCACGCCAAUCUUGAAAGAAUAUCUCUACAGAGACUAUAUCUUUGUGCGCUGUGCCCAAGGAUACAAGCUGAUGAUGGAGGGUCAGGAGAUGGCGAGCUUCUCUACCAUGUGCCAAAGCAAUGGACAGUGGCACCUUCCUCUGCCAGAAUGCCACAUAUUUGAUUGUGGAGAACCUGAACCUCUGCUGAAUGGCGGAGUGACCUUCCUCUCUGGCUUCCAGAACCAGUACCGUUCUGUUGUUCAGUACCACUGUAAUGAACCGUUUUACUCGAUCCUUGGGGCCGUGAAUGUUAGUUUUACCUGUGAAUCAGACAGAAAGUGGAGAUCCAACAAUGAUGUUGUUGUCAGACCAACAUGCAUACCAGUUUGUGGAAAGCCAACACAAAACAUCAUUGAGCAUCAAAGGAUCGUUGGAGGCAACACUGCUCCAAAAGAUACCAUCCCCUGGCAAGUGCUACUGAGUAUAGACGGAGGAAGAGGAGGAGGCAUGGUGAUCGCAGACCGCUGGAUUAUGACUGCAGCUCAUGUUGUAGUAAAAGAUGGGAUCCCUGCAUUAAACGACACUAUUCGGGUUUUUAUGGGACUUACUGAUGCUCAGACCAUUGUGGAUUCUCCUGUUCAUGCUGCCUCAGUCCACAUUCACCCUGAUUACAACAACCCUCAAAACGUAGACUACAACAACGACAUUGCCUUACUCAAACUGCAAGACCCGAUCACAUUCGACUCAUCAGUAAUGCCCAUAUGUUUGCCAGCGCAGGAUGCCACAUAUGUCACUGGCAUGAUGGGACUGGUGUCAGGUUUUGGCGUUACAGUAACCGACAAUAAACGUUUUUUAAAUAAUAAGCUGAAGUACGUGCAAGUGCCUUUGGUGGACCAGGGGGAAUGCACUAAAUCAAUUACGUUGUAUAGGCAGAAAAGCAUCAACGUACCAAGCCUGACAAACAACAUGGUUUGUGCUGGAGUCCCUGAAGGAGGGAAGGACUCCUGCCAAGGUGACAGUGGAGGCCCAUACGCCCUGCCGGACAAUGGACGGUUUUGGGCUGCAGGGAUUGUUAGCUGGGGGGCUGGCUGUGGAGUGAAGGGAUCAUAUGGAGUCUACACCAGAGUCUCUAACUACCUGGACUGGAUCACGAAGACCAUGCAGGAGAACACUCGCAAACUGUAUCUACUUCCUCCAGACAUGGGUUGGAUAAACUCUGUCAUUUGGUUUUUGUUUGUGUCUGUGUCGGUGUGUGAGUGCUGUUCGCUGGGCUUCACUGAUUGUUCAAUGCAUGGAGAGAUCCGGUCCACUCUGUAUCCCAUGCCCUACCCAGCCGGCCUGAAGAGAGAGUGGAACAUUUUGGAACGGGACGGAUACCAGAUCCAGCUGUCCAUAACACACCUGGACAUCAAACCUUCCGCUGGCUGCUCUCAGGACUCUCUUACAGUCGUCUAUGAUCAAAAGAUCCUGGGGAGGUUUUGCGGCCAGGAAAAUUCUACUAAUCACCCAGGCAAAGAGCCGAUCCGUUCUCCUGGCAUGACUCUCAUAUUCCAGUCAAGUAACUCCAACUCAGAAGUCCAACAGCAUAUCGGCUUCUCUGCUACCUAUAGUUUAACAGUGAUUGACUGUGGAGAACCUGAGCCUCUGCUGAACGGAGGGAUGACAUACAUGUCUGAAUUUCAGAACAAGUACCGCUCCAUUUUUCAGUACCACUGUAAUGAACCAUAUUAUUCCCUCCCUGAAGAUGCAAACGUUUUAUUCACUUGCGGAGCCGAUGGAAAAUGGACAUCCAGCAACGGCAGUGUUGUCACUCCUACAUGCAUACCAGUUUGUGGCAAGCCAACAGAACACCUCUCUGUGUAUCAGAGGAUCAUGGGAGGCAACGAGGCUCCAGAAUAUACCAUCCCCUGGCAAGUGCAACUUAAGGGAAAUUACAUAGGUGGAGGAGGCAUGGUGAUCGCAGACCGCUGGAUUAUGACCGCAGCUCAUCUUGCAACGCAAGCUAUCCAACCAGUAUCAAACAACACUGUGCAGGUUUAUCUGGGACAAACUGAUGUUCAGAGAUUGAUGGUUUCUCCGGUCUAUGCUGCCUCGGUCCACAUUCACCCUGAUUACAACAACCCUGUGGACUACAACAACGACAUUGCCUUAAUCAAACUGCAAGUCCCGAUCACAUUCAACUCAUCUGUAAUGCCCAUAUGUUUACCAGCGCAGAAUGCCACAUAUGUCACUGGAAUGAUGGGACUGGUGUCAGGCUUUGGCUAUACAAAGGAAAUGGGGAUUUCAACAAAACAGUUGAAUUACGUUCACCUCCCUGUGGUGGACCAGGGGACAUGCAGGGAUUCAUUUACUACGUCUCAGCAGAAACGGGGUGGAGGACAAAUCCUGACAGACAAUAUGGUUUGUGCUGGACUUCCUGAAGGAGGGAAGGACUCCUGUAGGGGUGAUGCUGGAAACGCCUAUGCCCUGAAGGACAAAGGACUGUUUUGGGCUGCAGGGAUUGUCAGCUGGGGGACUGGCUGUGGACGGCGGGGGGCAUAUGGAGUCUACACCAGAGUCGCUAACUACCUGGAUUGGAUCACAAAGACCAUGCAGGAGAACUGAGAGUUACAAUCUUUAAUCAUUAAGUUCUGCCAAAUAACAACAAACAAGAAAGAAUGUCUUGACCCAUGUCUUCCAAUAAAAUGAAGUAAAGUUGCAGAUGGACUAAAGUAAUAA